GAUGUGUCGUCAUCCAAUCACACCAUGUAGCCGUGUCUGCAUAGGCUAUCGUUGUGUUCAUAACAUCGGACCAGAGUGUUCUACAUCGAUAGUAUUAUUUUCUGUUAUCUUCUUAACUUUCACCAGUUUCCUACAUUUGAAGAAGAGCCAUCAUGGAGAAAGUGAUUUUAGUGACCGGUGCGAACAGUUUGUGUCAUCUCCUAUCUAUGACCUCUCCAUCUCCACAGUGGCAUCGGCCUAGCCCUGUGUGAGCGGCUGCUCUAUGAGGACAGUCAGCUGCAGCUGUGUCUGGCCUGCAGGAACAUGCAGAGGGCUGAGGCGGCCCGCUCCGCUCUGCUGACCUCUCACCCCGACGCCCAAAUAGACCUGCUGCACCUGGAUGUAGGCUCUGUCCGCUCGGUUCUCCACGCCGCCCACAAGGUCAAGGCUAGGUACAACAGACUGGACUACCUAUACCUUAAUGCCGGGAUCAUGCCAAAUCCACAGAUUGACAUCAAAGCCUUUUUCAAGGGCCUAUUUUCUAGCAACGUCGUCAAAAUGUUUGCCACAGCAGAGGGCCUCCUGACCCAGCAGGACCAUGUCAACAAAGAUGGACUACAGGAAGUGUUCGCCACAAACCUGUUUGGACACUUUGUGCUGGUCAGGGAGCUAGACUCUAUCCUUUGCCAGGCUGGUCAGACCUCCCGGGUAGUGUGGACUUCAUCCAGCAAUGCCAGACGCUCGGCCUUCAGUCUAGACGAUGUCCAGCACAGACUGGGGACCGAGCCCUACGCGUCCUCCAAGUAUGCCUCCGACCUCAUCAGCCUUGCCCUCAACAGACACAAAAACAGCCAGGGGCUGUACUCAUCAGUGAUUUGUCCAGGGCUGGUGAUGACCAAUCUUACCUAUGGCAUCCUCCCCUCCUUCUUCUGGACCCUCAUCAUGCCCAUCAUGUAUCUUAUACGAAUCUUCACCAACACGUUCACACUGACACCGCACAAUGGAGCUGGAGCAUUGCACUCGCUGUUUCUGAAAAAAACUGAGUCCCUGGAUCCGAAGGCAAAGUAUCACAGUUUGACGUCAGGCAUGGGGAGCAACUACACGCAGCCUCGACAAAUGGACAUCGAUGACGACAUGUCAGAGGCCCUGUAUGUGAAACUGCUGGAAAUGGAAAAAUCUGCUCGUAAGAGAUUGAAAGAAGAGGAUGACAAUAAACAAGCCUACAAAAAGUACCUCAACCAGACAGAGUAGUAUUUUGUAUGGCUGUUCUCCUUUACUAACUAGUUUAGGCCUAAUCACACAACUUUUAUUCUAUAGCAUAUAAUAUAUAAUUUUGUUACGUUACAGCCUUAUUCUAAAAUGUAUUAAAUACAUUUUUUUAAAUCUCAGCAAUCUACACCACAAUGACAAAGUGAAAAAAUAUUUUUUGAAUUGUUUGCAAAUGUAUUAAACAAUA
Molecule: messenger RNA, 1435 nt
Organism: Oncorhynchus mykiss (rainbow trout)
Lineage: Eukaryota; Metazoa; Chordata; Actinopteri; Salmoniformes; Salmonidae
Source: RefSeq, a predicted model, not a curated record